AAGACUAUAACUUUGCGAAAAGAAGACGUAUGUUACAGAAUACCAAAAAAAUGGUCUGCACUGCUACAAUAUUUAUAUCGCACAUAAUCAGCUAUCCGGAGUUUAAGAUUACACAGAACACACAAAAGCGAAAAGCAACAUUGUCUUUGAAACUUCGCAAUGCUAUACAACAUAGUAGUGAAACAGUAAAAGGCAUCCAUGGAUAUGUUACUGAAUUACCUGUGGUUUCCGAACAUAUAAACCAUGAAAGUACUGGAGAGUUGGCAAACAUAAGGGAAAAGGUGGAUCCGAGAGUGCAUGAAAAAAUCAUUAAUUUCUACAGGAGUGGUGUUAGGACAGUAAAUGAAAUUCUUAGGCACACGGAUACAUUUGUAAAAGAACUUUUCCCAUCAUCUGAACUUCCAGAGGAGAGCCGGAGAAGGUUUUAUUCAACUCAAAAGGAUAUUACCAAUUUAUUGAGCAGAUCCAGACAAGAAGGGCGUAAUUCUGUGUUAGAUCAGGCACAAUUAUUGGAUCAGCUUAAUGUAUGGAAGGUAGAUACACCAGACCUCAAUUAUUAUUGCCGGCUGAGUACAAUGCCAGAUGAUCUCAGCAAUCCAGAAACAUUUUUAUUUGCUUACCAGACCGCAUGGCAGAAAAAAAUCUUACAAAGAUAUGGAAACCAAAUUGUUUUCUUAGAUGCAACGUAUCGAACCACAAGAUAUGCACUACCACUGUUUUUCCUAUGUGUACGGACAAAUGUGUGCUACGUUGUUGCUGGUACUUUUGUAACUCAAAAUGAAACAGCAGCAAGCAUACAGGAGGCACUGGAAAUAUUUAAAUCCUGGAACGAGGCAUGGAAUCCAAAUUGCUUCUUGGUAGAUUUUUGCCUUGAGGAAAUAAAUGCAAUCUCAAGAACAUUUCAAGAUGCAAAAAUACUGCUUUGCAACUUCCACCGUGAAAAAGCCUGGACUGAAUGGGUGAACAAACGAGAUCAUGGGGUAUAUGAGAGUCGCAAAACUGUGCGGAACAUGUUACGUAGAAUUGCAUUUGCCUCAUCUGUCGAAGAUUAUAACAUGGCAUUGCAAACUUUAACUCAUUCAAAUAUUUGGAAAAAAACAAACUCAUUAAGGAAGUGGUUUUCACACAAAUGGAUGCCUCAUAUAAAGAAAUGGCCACAUCUCCAUCGAACUUCAGAAAUGUUAAUUGCAAUCCACACAAACAAUGGGCUGGAAAGACAAAACAAAAUAUUAAAUCUAAAUUAUCUAGAGGGCUACAAGAACUGCAUGCUUGUAGAAAUGAUUACUGUGCUACAUUCAAAGUUUUUCCCAAACACCUAUAAAAAAGUGGAAACUACAUUGUCUGAUAAAGCUCUUCUAGACCACAUCUGCCUUUCAACCACCAAACCGAUAGAUGAACAAUCUCUGGACAGGAAUGAAAGAGUGGCCCCUAAUGGGGAAGAUCUUCCUGCACUGGAAGGGACCAAGGAAGUUCUACAGUUAAUCUCAUUAGGCUUGAGAACCAGGAUCUCUUUGGCCAUUUUAGAGUCAUCAUAA
Messenger RNA from Bufo bufo (common toad), 1535 nucleotides. RefSeq lists its product as uncharacterized. Gene Ontology annotation, molecular function: DNA-binding transcription factor activity. Bases 30 to 1535 code for a protein of 501 amino acids. Lineage: Eukaryota; Metazoa; Chordata; Amphibia; Anura; Bufonidae. The transcript has 9 exons. The record is from RefSeq and is a predicted model, not a curated record.